AUGUCCGUAGCGGGGUUCAAGAAGCAAUUCCACAAAGCCACUCAGAAAGUGAGUGAGAAAGUGGGUGGUGCUGAAGGAACAAAGCUCGAUGAUGACUUCACCGAAAUGGAAAAGAGAGUGGACAUUACGGCGAGAGCAGUGCUGGACAUCAUGACCAAGACUACAGAGUAUCUGCAGCCUAAUCCAGGAACAGCUCCUCCCUCAGCCAGUGCCCAGCCACCAGCCCUCAUGAUCGCGGAUGAGGAAGGGGGAUAA
Molecule: messenger RNA, 255 nt
Organism: Knipowitschia caucasica
Lineage: Eukaryota; Metazoa; Chordata; Actinopteri; Gobiiformes; Gobiidae
Source: the annotation of a GenBank genome assembly